This is a messenger RNA of Lineus longissimus, 18647 nucleotides long. RefSeq names its product msx2-interacting protein-like. Lineage: Eukaryota; Metazoa; Nemertea; Pilidiophora; Heteronemertea; Lineidae. The coding region runs from base 95 to 14863 and encodes 4922 amino acids. The transcript has 22 exons. Gene Ontology annotation, cellular component: nucleus. The record is from RefSeq and is a predicted model, not a curated record. Gene Ontology annotation, biological process: regulation of transcription by RNA polymerase II. Gene Ontology annotation, molecular function: mRNA binding.
AUGAGGAUGCAGGCUUGAUAUUACAAGUACGGUUUAUUGGACGCAAAAUUCGUCACACACGCAAUAUGUAUGUGGAUGUAGUUUAACUGAAAGCAUGGUUAGAGAGACAAGAUACCUAUGGGUUGCUAAUCUGCCGGAUAAAGUCACAGAGGAACGUAUUUCGGAGCACUUCAAACGGUAUGGAAAGAUUCAAAGUGUAAAACUCCGCAAGGAGGCAGGAAAUCUAGGUGCCCUAGUGGCAUUCACAGACAUUAAAUCUGCGUCAAAGGCGCAUAAAACAGAAAAUGAAAUAGACAGUGUUAUCCUACAGACUGAAUACAGUGAGCCUACAGCAUCUGGGAUCGCCAUCACAAGUCGUACGGUUGAGCCGGAUCCUCCUGGUACUACGCGCACCAGCAGCACAAGUUAUACGCAGCCGCGGACGGUACCAGGUCGCUACACACCAAGCAGACCUGGAGAAGGGACCCAAGAUACCGAGCGACAGACAGAGUACUUCGCCAGUCGCCAGCCUUCGUCGACCGACUUUGAGACACGUCGCCAGGUUGAAUACAGUGAUGAUGACAGUACGCAGUCUCGUGGCAGGCCCAGAGAGAGGUUGCAGGGUAGCAGAACUGUAUAUACACAACAAACACAAAGGGACCAGCCAAAAAGUACUAUUGCAUAUCCAGCGCGGUACGAGUCACGCUCGUACGGCGAUCAAACCGGUGAUGACGACUCAGAAGUUUUUGAUCGACCGAAGCGAGUACCUCAAUCCCAAGUUUACACAAAGUCUCGAACUAGUCAGAAAUGGACAUCUUUUUCCCGGUCGCCGUCACAAAGUCAGAGUCGCUCAGCAUCAGAGUCGAGUAGUAGUUCAAGGUCGAGUUCAAGUUCAAGUAGUCGGUCAAGAUCACAUUCACAGUCACAGAGUCGCAGCAGUAGUAAAACGAAGCACCCUUCGUUGGUGAGAAAAGUGGAGAAACCACCAGGUGAAGAGAAGGAGGAAGGACAUUUAGGUAUCCUGAUACGAGGACUCCCCGUCAGAUCCACUGACACAAGUUUACGAGACGGUCUCUUUCACGAGUAUAAGAAGUUUGGCAAGGUGACAGCAGUGUCCAUCCAAGGCCAAGGUGGAGAGAGACGUGCGAUUGUCAGCUUUAAAAAGCACGACGAUGCGUCAAAGGCUUUCGAAGCUUCCCAGGGGAGGCGAUUCUUCGGGGCCCAGAUCCUCGUGGAGGAACACGAGGGCUUAGAACCCGAAGAUAGCGAAUUCCGUCCACCAGAGGCCGAGUUAGAUGAGUAUCAUCCGAAGGCCACACGGACAUUAUUUGUGGGAAACCUCGAAAAAGACGUCUCUACAACUGAUCUCAGGGGCAUAUUCAAAGAUUAUGGGGAGAUUAUUGAUAUUGAUAUAAAAAAGCAGGGGACCGUUUCUGCAUAUGCAUUUGUGCAGUACACAGACAUUGCCAGCGUUGUAAAGGCCCUUCAUAAAAUGGAUGGCGAAAAUAUUGGUGCUAACAAAAUCAAGGUAAAACUUGGCUUUGGCAAGAGUAUGCCCACGAACUGUGUGUGGAUAGACGGGGUGGCUGAUACCACCGAAAAACUUUUAUGUCGUCAAUUUGGGCGCCAUGGACAUGUCCAAUACUCUGUGAUCGAUCGGGUCAAAGGUCGUGCUCUGAUAUAUUAUGAUUCUGUGGAAUAUGCGCAAUACGCUGUCAAUGAAAUUCGUGGUCGUGUGAUGGCCGGUAAACGGUUGCAGGUGGAUUUUGCCAGUCGGGAUUGCCAGACCAACCUCUAUGAAAAGAUGGAACGCACAGGACAGUUGCGGCCGGGGGAACGACCAGACGAACGGCGGGGAACGUUUAGGGGCCAACAGUUUGAAGCUAACUUUGAAGAAAACACGCAACGCCAUGAAGGAACCACUGCAGUCACCCCCACAAAAAAUGCACGAGGUGGGUUCGAGCGAGGAUUCCAGCAGGGUCACUUCGAGCGAGGACGAGGAGGGACCUUCCGCAGUGGCUCAAGUCGGAGUUUCCGCGGUGGCCGUGGACGUGGCACAUUCUCGUUCAGUGACAGCACCUUCCCAGAAGAAUUCACGUCAGAGUCAAGGCGGCGCAGAACUUUCGACGAAUACAGCCAAGCAAGUGGGACGUCAUACGUGAAUGAUGACUCGUAUGAACAAGAACUCCGGGAGUACGGCUUCAGUCAACAACGCCGAGAGUUCGAUAGUCCUAGCCCUACCAGGGAACGGCGGUUAGAUUCGCGGGAUUCGAGUCCAACAUCUACUUUCACUGUGCGGCGAUCAUCGACGCACGAAAGACAAGUGGACAGUUAUGACGAAAGAUACUCGGACCGUUAUUCAACACGAUUCAAGGAUACCGAUAGCCAAUCAGGUGAUGUGGAUAGUGUACGCAGUGAAACGCGGCGAGAAUAUCGUGAUAGGUACAUUUACGAUGAAAAAUUCCAAAAGGGAGUCAAGGAGCGAAAGACAAGUAAGGAUACGCGUAGUUACUCUCCCGCUAGUAGUGAUUAUAGUCAAAGUGUUAGUUCGCAUGGUGGAUAUCACAGUCGCAGUGCGAGUCCCAGUGAAAAGCGCCAACGCCGGCGACAACGGACGCCCGUUCCUAACUCGCCGGAGGAUACUGGUGAUUUCACACAACCUUUUGGAAGUACUCGGUUAUCGUCAACUCAAGACUUAGACGAUUUCACAAAGAUUCGUGACAAAAAGAAAAAAUACGACAUUGAUAGUGACAAGGGGAAAUAUCUGGAAAGUCUACGCACAAAGACGGUGAUUAAAACGCGCGAUGGUUCUGGUGAAUAUCUGCGGAGUAAGAAAGUGAACUAUGACUCUGAUUCGUCAAAUUCGGAUUUAUCAGAUACGGAAAGACGGAUACGACGUGAUUCAGAUAAAGGUGCUGCGAAACGCCUCAGGAAUGACAGUUUUGACAGGGAGCGGUUAGUCGAUGGAUUAGACUCUAUUAAAUGGGUACAGCGGCAACACUCAAACCGGAGUUUAUCUAGUUCAGGUUCACGGACAAAGUUCAAAGAUGGUGAUCUCAUGGAUUGUGAAAUAGCAGAUAAACACAGACCUCAUUUUGAUAAACCUCUGCUUAAACGAACUUCCAAACUCGAGGAAGGUUUAUUUGAAGAGCGAGGCCGUCCCAUGCAUGAACAUAGUCCACAAUUUAGCCCCGAUUCCGAAGACUCCAAUUACGAAGGCGAAUCGAUUCGCAGCCAGUCCAGUGUUGAUCUCACAAAACUACAAAAGGAAAAAUAUAAACUUAUGUUGAUGCUAAAGCAAUUAGACAAUGACGGAUGUGCGAGUACAAGUGACAAUGACUCUGGUGCUAUUGAUGAGGAGUUUAGGAGAGUGAAGAAAUGUAAACUGGAGGAUAUCGUGGAUUUAGACAGGGACCCUAGAUUACAAAGGUACGAUUCCAGCCAGAGUUACCGCAAACAACUGGAAACGCGUCGACAGAUGGAGGCGGAAGUUCGGCUGCUGAAGCAGCGGGCGGGUCGUCUCGACAAGACCGGGGCGUUCGAAGGGAUGUUUGACGAUAUCUGUGAUUCUGGAUCUGAUGGCUCCCCAUCCGAGUUCAUCAGUAAAAAACGGCCGAAAUUGGACGUUGGUCAGUCAAAUCGCACAAAGGAGGACAAUUUGGGUUUCAGUGGUGAUGAACCUGAUAAAAAACUGUUCAAGUCUCCUCGAGGCGAGAAUAGUAUGGACUAUGAAGAUGAGCGCCAUGUUCUCGAUAUGAAAGGUGAUAAAUAUUGGCCACAUCGGCAUCACCAAAGGGAACCACGAAGAGAAUUCAUGUCAUUACCUCUACCGAAAUUUGCACUCCAAGGCCACUAUGUGCAGUCGCCAAAAGUGUCUCCCAAACCUCCUGCAUCUCCGCGGAUAUCUUCUCCUCAGAUCUCACCAGUAGUUAAACUAUCGUCACCGCCAUUUAGUCCCCCUAGUGGUACUAAACUCCAUUCACCUCAAAUCUCGCCAGCACUGCCAAAAGUUGAACGAAUGCCUGAAGUGGAGCCUGUUCAGCCCAAGAAAGUCAAGCCAGAACCGAUCUCCAUCGAUAAGAUAAUUGGAAGUCCGAUAACGGAUGAUGAGAGUUCGUCACCAAAAUCGCCAGUGUCGCCAUCACAGAUGACUCUGGAGGAUCGGAUACGAGCUUUGGACGAGAAGAUCAUCCAAGCCAAGACUGUUCGCACUACAACGUCUUCCAAUUCUGUAGAGAAUGCUACCCCGGUACCAGUAAGCACACCACAACCCAUCGCACAACCGACGCCCCCUGUUAUAGAUUAUACAAAAAAGUACAAAAUCAAGAAGCGCCAAGACUCUACCACCACCCCACUGCCAGCCACAGCGCCUAAGAAUGGAGAUGAUAAGAAGGAGGGACCGUCAGACAUUGUGAAAUCAUUGCUGUCGCGGACGAGUAUAUUUGACCAAGAUUCGGAACGGUUACAAGGCAUCAAUGAGAAGUACGAACCAAAGGAAUCCAGUCCGGGCGACGGCUCUGACGAGGAGGCAGGGGAGGCUGGACCUGAUGGGAUGGAGCAGUCAGAAAAAGCUGAGGACGAUAAGGAGGAGGAUAUGGACACAAGCGAAGCAGGCACCACAUCAACAGUCAUUUCACAAGACACACAAACUGAACUACCAGUUUCAGCCUCUUUUUCGCAAUCACUUCAAUCAUCCAAUCCGCCAUCUACAGCUGAACCGCUCGCCAUACCACCUGAUCCUGCGGAGAUUCUUCGAUCGUUAUCCCAGGAUGAUGACAUUGUGCCAUCUUUUAUUGCCUCGACGCCACCAGUUGCUGUGGCAGCGCCACCUGUACCCAGCGAACAAAUCCCAACGACAGAUGUCAUCAUCCCUGUCGCCCAAUCACCAUUCAUGCCCAAAAGCAAGACGCCUUCACCCAUCCUGAGUAGUAUUGAGCCUAAACUAGAGAUGACAAGUCCACUGCCAAAUUUACAACGGUCUUCAAGUGGUGGAGAUCUUGGUCGAUUGGUUAAUGCUGAUCCCAGGUUAAAUUCUGAUCCCAGGCUCAACUCUGAUCCUCGACUCAAUGCAGAUCCCAGGUUGAAUGCUGAUCCCCGACUUGACAAGCAGGCGGUCUUGAAAAGGGAAUUGCCACUCUUCCAGACGCCAGCUUUACCAAAAAAGAUGGAACCAACAAUACCACCAAUGCCAACAUCGCCGAAGAUAUUGUCACCGCUAUUGAUUCCUCCAAAGAUGACCUCGCCAAAAUUGCCAUCGCCUGUUUUAACAUCUCCGAAAUUGUCGCCAUUACCAAAAGUGACAUCGCCAAUGGUUACAUCGCCAGUCGUUGCAUCACCUGUGCUUGUUUCUCCUUUGCGGAAGGAACCGUUCCAGCCUGUCUCAAUCCUGAAGAAAGACUCCUCCAGAGAACUCGAGAAAAACAACAUUCCAAAAAACGAACCAAAGUCGAUGUCUUCAACGGAUUUGCAUGUGACUACUCCAACGACGCCACCUGUGGGAAUAUUGGUGAACAAUAAACAUGAUAAAAGUCACAGUAUCGUACCAGAGGUGAAGAACAAUAAACCAGAUCCAAGAAUUGAAGUUAUCAAGGAACUGAAACCCAUCCUGAAAGAAUCGAAACCUGAAUUAAAGGAACAAAAGACUGAAGCCAAGUCUGACAAUAAGAAGGAAACUGCCCCAAUGAACACACCCAGCCAUGGUACGCCCACCUUACUUGGUAAACGCAAAAAUGAAGAUGUUCUCAAGGAAAGCCCGAAGCCAAAGUCUCAAAAAACUGACCAAAAGUCUCAAGCUUCUUCAUCGAAAUCUGAAUCUGACGUAAAAAAGAAGUCUCACUCAGAGAAACCCAACGAGAAGAAGGAACGACCAUUAUCAGUUUCGUCAAAAUCAUCUAGUAAGUCAUCGAGCAGCCAGAAGCAGUCAAAGUCGCCCGAGAAAAAGGUCAAGACCGGUUCAUCUAGUUCAUCGUCAUCGUCUUCAUCUUCGACGACAAACAAAAAGGAGGAGAAGAAAACUGAUGUGAAAGAGAACCAGAAGUCCCACGAAAAACCAUCGAAGUCCGACUCGAAACAUGACCUGCAUAAAGGCGAUCAGAAGGAGACGAAAAACCAUGACAAAACUUCCUCCGAGAAAGACACAAGAGUGGAAAAGGAGCGAAGUAAGAACGACUCCAGUGAGAAAGAUACAAAACACACGAAGUCUGAUAAACAUAUAAACGGAGAAAAAGAUAAGGAAUCCAAAGCAUCCAAUCACAGCGGUUCUGACAAAACCAAAAGCCAUAGCUCGAAGACUGAUGAAACCGAUAAAAAGUUGAAGGCCAAGAGUUCCAGUUCGAGUAAGAUUAAAAUCGAUCGUAGCGAGAGUCGUGAACGGAUGGAAGGCAAGGACGUCAAGAAGGAAGGAAAGGUGAACAAGACAGAGAAACGACCUGAGGUAAAACAUAGUCUCAAGGUCAAAGAUGAAAAGAAAGAGGACUCCAAAGUCAAAGAAGUGAAAAAAGAGGACUCCAAGGCCAGAGAUGAGAAAAAGGAAGACUCGAAGGUCAAAGAGGAGAAAGAGGUCAAGGAAGAGAAGGACGUCAAGGUCAAAGAUGACAAGGAGGUCAAAGUCAAAGAUGAAAAGGUGAAGGAGCGAGAGGGUUCAAAAGAGAGACAUGAUGUAAAGGAGAACAUGAAGGAAAAGAAAGUUAGUAAGGAACAGAAGGCCAAACAUGUCGAGAAACCAAAGUUGGGGAAAGUGAAAGAAGAAGCAAAAAAGGAAGAAAAGAAGGACUCUGCUAAGAAUAAGAAAGACAAGCACGAUAAAAGUGAUGAGAAGUCGAAGAAUAAUAAAGAUAAGGAUAAAGAUGAGAAGGGUAAAGAUAAAGAUAAGAAUGGAGAUAAAUCUUCCAAGGACAAAGAUGACAAGAGGGAUAAGGGAGAUCCUAAUGAUGGAGGUGGGGGAAGGAAGAGAGACGACCGACCAAGAGAUCCUGAUGAGCGAGGAAAAGAUCGCGAUGACUCGUCCAAGUCAAAGGAUCAAGCGAAUGAUGACAGGUCAAAAACACAGAAUAAAAAGAAGGGGAAGGAUGCCAAAGACUCGCUUGGUAAAGACCGGGAUCGUGAUCAGGACCGGGAUCGAGACCGAGAGAGGGAGCGGAAAGACAGUGAGGCUGAGCAGCGUGAGCAGAAGCGCCGCGAGAGGAAGUGGAAUGCUGAGCUGAAAAAUCUUGGCAUCUUUGAUGAGCCUGUGUUCACAUCGAUGUAUGAUAAUAUCAAACGGCGAUCGUGUACCAUCCCAAAAGAUCAGGACAUAUUGGAUAAGAUGAAGAAGAAGAGGUUGAAGAAAGGCAGUCAUUUCAAUAGCGACAGCAGCGUGGGAACGUCUGACGAUGAUGAUGAUUGGUCGGACGAUUCAGACAUUGAGAAUUGCAACAAACGAAAGAUGUCACUUACCAAGUCGGCGAAAAAGAACUCACGACGGGCAUUGAUUACAAGUUCAUCUGAUGAUGAUGAUGAUUACUUUAUCAAAAAGGAGGCUGAACAGAUGAAGAAGAAGAAGAGCCAUAUUCGGAUGGAGAUCUACUCGUCGUCUGAGUCUGACUUGGAGCGGUCGGUACGAGAACCUGUCGAUAAGGUGGAGCCUGAACUAGAAAGACCCAAAGUUGUCCAUAAUAAGAAGCCGAAAAUCUACCCUGACAAACCGAAACCAAAGCUACCUGAAAAGUCCAAGAAGUCAGAUGAGAAAAAGAAACCUGCUCCUAAGAAGAUGAGUUCGAAGUUAGAUUUUCUGUCGACGUCUGAGUCUGAGGUGGAGAAGCCGAAACCUAAGAUGGAGAAAAAGAAUGAGAUAAAGGAAAAGAAGAUAGUCAAGAAACCAUCAAAGCUUGACAUUUAUACAAGCUCGGAUUCUGAUGAUGAAAAGGCAGCCAGCAAAUCUAAACCCAAGACACCGUCUAAGAAGAUUGUGCCAAAGAAACCGCUUGGGAAGUUGGAGGAGCUCUGGCAGGGUUUGUCCAGUUCAGAUUCUGAUAUCGAGAUACCUAAGCCAAAACCUGAGAAACCAAAGGUGAUCAAUUGUACGAAAGUAAAUGCGGUACCACCGAUGGAGAGUUUAGAGGAGAGUUUGAGAAAGAAAGCGAAGAAGAAACCAAAGAAGGAUAUGGUUGAGGAGACACUUGUCCAUCUGGAGAAUCAGAAAAAGAGCAAGGAGAUUCGUGAGAAUAGCAAAAACAGUUCCAAAACGAAAGAAAAGCAUGAAACCAAGAAGGACACUGAGAGUAAGAAGAUUGAGAAGAAUGACCACUUGAUUCAUGCGGAUGCUGAGUUAUUGAGAAAGAAGAAGCUCAAGGAAUCGAGUAAGAAAACAGAGUCACCGCUCAAGGCACCUGAUACGACCGAAAUCAGAGUCAAUCAUAAGGACAAGCUUUCACCAAGAGAAACAAGCCCAGAGAAAAAGGCGUCUAUAGAAUCGCCGAAGAUCAGUUCUAAAGAUUCCUCCAAAUUCAGCACCAAACCAUUUUCGGAGAACUUCAAAAUUGACAAGAUCCAUGACAAGUACAGUGAUCAUAGAAUACACGACUCAAACUUGAGGAAGGAAAGUCUGCAGUCGCCAAAGGACUUCAAACACAUCAAAGCCGACUUGGAAAGCGUCAUCAGGGACAAGAAGCUGGAAAGGGAUAGAGAAAUCGAAGAGUUUCUUGAAGGUCAUGAAAAGAAAUCAAAGAAACAUAAGAAAAAGAGUAAAGUGCGUUCGGAAAGCUGGGAGCGAAGUGAGAGCAAGUCCAAACUUGCCAACUUCAACAAGGAUAUCUCUGCACUUGAUGCGCUAGCCAAUAUGGAGAAAUCCAUCAAGGUGGGGACAGUUGAGCAAUUGGAAACGAAAGACCUCGGCCCUUUACAUAUCGAUAUUCCACGACCAGAUAUGCCUUUUUUAUCGGAAAAGCCCGUGCUUCCUGACCAGCACAAGAAGCAUGGGAAAAGUCACUCACAAAGUGGAGAUCGCCACCGGUUGCUGUCGCCGAAAGUGGAUGAUAUCAAACGGGAGGAUGGUGUCUCGAGUAUUGAAGAGGAGUUACCAGUGACGGAGAUCGGCGAGACAACGGUCAUCACAUCAGAGUUAGAGGAUAUCAGUAUAUCUAGCGAUAUGUUUCAAAAAGACAUCACAGCUUCAGAUAAAGAUUAUUCUCGUGGUAUUGUUUUUGACAGUACCGUGGAGAAGAUCGAUCUGAAUGAUAAAUACCGCAAACAUAAGAAAAAGAAGCACGGAAAGAAAUCCAAACAUGACAAGGAGAACAAGCGUGACAUUGAAAAUAUCUUCGACAUCAGAGAUCCGUUUGUGUCGGAGGAAAACGCACAACACGGUAUUGAGCCACGGCAGGAGACAGUCGUUGAGGAACGCGUGGAGGAGAGCUUUAUCCCUGGCAUGGAGGAUACGGAGGAGAGCCUACCCGAUUUGGUCAUUGAGGAAGCUGGUGCAUACGAGCAGGAGAUAACGUCGGAAGAAACGAAAAUUGUCCAUCCUGAAGAAGUGGUGGUCUCGACUGAGAAUGAUCUGAAGCAACAUGUUGCUGAAUCGAAAGAUUCUGAGUCGCGCACUAUUGAUCAGCUGAAGAGCAUUACAGUGGAGGAAACUGAGGAAGCGGCUAAGAUGCUGGAGGAACUAUUUGUCAAGAAAGACGAUGAGGUACCGAUACAGAUCCACACGCUAAAUGAGCCUGAGGAGAGCAAUAGCAUAAAGGAGGAGGUCGUCCUGGCCGAGGAGACCAAAGAUUUAACACCCGAAAGGAGCUCUGCAUUAGAUGAGGAGCUGCAAGCAGCUAUUGCUUCCUUGGACCAGGAGUAUAUUGAUGUGCCAGUCGCACAGAUCGAAGUCCCUCUCUUUGAUCGCCAAGACCACUUACCAUCAUCAGAGCGUGUGGAAACUAAAGCUGCAUCCGAUGCUCUACUCGAUAAGAAAAUUGAGGUAGUCGCUUCGAAGGAGCAACCCCAUGAAGUUCCUGUUACCCCAGAGAAAGUCAUCGCGAAGCCAGCAAUGCUCACUCCUGAGAGUGAGAAGCAUGCUGCUGUGGCAAGUAUCAUCAGCCCCAUUGCAAACACUGCCUUGCCCGUAGCGAGCGUUGGCACCCACGCUGUAAGCACCGCCGCCCCGGCUGUGGACCAUGACUUGGGUGAUGAACAUGAACUGCACAUUGACGCAGAGGUCGGCACUCCGAAACGAGGACGCAAGAAAGCUAAGGGAGGCAAGAGAGGUCGACGUGAUUCAGGCAGACGCAGCAUCAGCAGAGAUGACGCAGUUCCAGAAACACCAGAUUCUGCUGCACAUGGUGAAACUCUUGCUGAACCACUACCCCUUGACACUUCUUUCAUCGUAGAUGAAGAAACAGUUGAGCCACAAAAAUGUGAGGAACCGUCUGAGGCGUUGGAUCGUAGACCGCCAGUUAUUGCCCCGGUGGAGCCUCAGAUUGAGACUAAUAACACUGGUGCACCACCUAACCUCGAGGAAGAAGAAUUCGUCGAACAUGUUGAACCUACAGUGGCACGCGCUCCUGGUUUACACUCUCUGCCAGCAGUGGCGCCACAGCCAGAAAAACGUGAAACGAGACGUCGCGGGAAACGAGGACGUUCUAGUAGUGGUCGUAAGGAGAACCAAGGCUUCAUACCAGUGGAGCCUGCAUCCGCCAAUCAACUUCCUGAUCCAGGUGGUGUUCCAAGUGAGAUCUACCCGCCUAGGGAAAAACUGGAGGUAGCUGACUCCUUUGAGAAGAAAGAUGAGGAGAAGAUGGAACUGGAGUUGUCUCUUGCCCUUGAGUCCAGUAACGAUGGUAGUUCCUGUUCAGAACGGGACAGCCCAAGAGGUCGCAAAAGUCCUGGUCGUUUUGGCGCCAAUACACCACCAUUUGUGUCUGAUAUCAAGUCAAGACUACGACCAGAAAAUAAACGCAGGAAAUCGAGACGGAUUGGUUUCUUUGACAAAGAACAAAAGCAGACGGAAGCGUCAGCCAAGGAGAAAGAGCGGGAGCAGAAAAUGAGCGAGUAUGAUUUCAAGGAUGAUGACAUGUUUGAGAGAGACGGGCCACCAGAUCGAGGGAGGUUUGGUCGGCGAAGUUUAGAGGAACCUCAGCCACUACUGCCACCCCCACCACUCCUGCCAUCACAGAAGAUGGAAAAGCCACCCAAGCCCAUUGAUAUUCCAAAGACACCGGAAAAAGAAGAUGUUAAGCUUCCUGAACAGGACACACCUGCUGAGCUCAAACUCAACAAAGAUGGGAUUGGAAGCCCUGAGAUGCCAGUCAAAGGUGCUAGGAGGGGCAGACGGUCGAAGUCUAGAAGAGGUACAGAUGGUGGGACUUCUCCGAGAGGAGCCACUGCAGCUGAACCAGUAUCUGUGCAAUUGGCACCAGCACUGCCACAAGAGACCAAAGCUGCAGAAAUACCAUCCACUCCUGUGGUGAAGUUAGAAAAGCUGCAGAUUGUUGAGGAGAAGCUCCGGAAAGAUGAGACGAAUAAAUUGGUGAAAGAUGAAACUGCCAAGACGAGUACAGAGGAAGAGCAGGAGUCUGCACCGAUGUCUGAUCUUGUGAUAGAGGAAAAAGAGAAACAUACCAUUGAAGAGACAGAGAAGGAGAAGCUUGAAGUGAAGGAGCGGUCAGAGCAGGUGCAACCUGUGGACAAAAAAGAACAGUUAUUAGUUCCGCCAUUGGUACUACAGUUGCCACCUGGUACGAGUGAGAAAUCACGUAAAAAUCGUGGUCGACGGAAGAGGCAUGAACACUCGCAUUCUCACGAGUCUCGCAAGUCUCAUGGGGAUGAAGCUGGUGAUGCAAAUGAGUUCCGUGAUGAAGGUGAGAAUGAUGCGAAUCAGUUGCAGGCUGAGCUUCUAUCGAUGGCCGCGCGUGCUGCUUCAGAAGCAGAAGAGGAGGCGAGACCAGAGGACACUGUCGCUGCAAUCGUGGCAAGGUUGGAGGAGAAGGAAGAAGGCAUUCCGAAACUCAAAGUAAAACUGCCAGUCGAGGACAAAAAACUCAAAGAAAAAGAAAAGCUGGAGUCCAUUGCUCCUAUUCCGAUCUCGAUGUCGUCACCCAUGCAGAACCAGGAGGAGGAUGACGAUAGUCUUUCACAGACAAUACGGGAAACACUGGCGCAACCGGACACUGAGUUAUUCGAAUCUGAAGAGGAGGAUGACCUUGAGAAGCAAGCGAAGGAGGAACUGAUUGCCAUGGAGCUGGAGGAAUCUGGAUCGUUCGACAAGAAACUUGUAGAGCGCAAACGCACGAGUAGUGAGAGUUCAUUGUCAUUCGAUUUCCAGAGCAACAUCGAUAAGAUCAUCAAUGAAGUUGCCAGGGGGAACUUUGACGAGAGUUCUAUUGAAGAUGACCCCUCUGCCCCGCCUAGGAGACGAGGUUCGCGCUCGGGAAGCAAGACACAGGAGUCGCCGAGUCAUUCAAUGGCGAGCAUGCUGCCAGAGCGAUCACCGACCAUGACGUCUGCCCCUUCUGCAGUCCUAUCAAUGGGUGGCAUCCCUCCACAGAACCCACUGAUGGCAAUGCAGCAGGUCAACUAUCCAGGCAUGGAUGGCGAGCGUCAACAAAGACGGACGUCGCACAGCGAGGGAUCUAGUAAGACCCCAGACAACAUGCCACACACCAUGGGACCUCCGCCUUAUCCACCCACUCAGUACCACCAAGACGGUCGCCAGGAUAUGAUGGGUCGUUCUCAUUACCAGGGACCCUACUCCGGACCACCAUCAUCCAGUGCCACUGCACCAGUGUCAGAGAAGAGCAUCGUCUCGCCCAUCACCCCAUCGACUCCAACCUCUGGCGGGCAUUUUAAUGCGCAGAUACCUUAUCAAGAAGCUGCUAAGUCUCAUGCACCCGGCCAGCCAGCGGCUAUGAGGUCACCAAUAGAAGGAACUGGUCAGCAUCCACCUGUUGCGCAGCCCUUCCCACGACCUGAUGAGAUCUCAAAGCUACAAGGUUAUGCCCUCCAUGGUUUACAGGACCAGCGUAGUAAGUCUCCACCUGGCAGUCGUAAUCCGUACCUUGUCCAUGGCCAUGAGCGAGGGAUGCCGGGAAUGCAUGAACGCCACCCCACCGACCAGGAACGUGACCAUCCACCAGUUGAUCGGCGCACGCCACAAGGACAAACACUGCAACCACCAAUGCACCGAUUACCUUCGACGUCGCAGGGCUAUCCACAUCCCCAACAAAACGUGUUCCAGUUCCAACAAGAUAGGAUGCAGGUGCCACCGAGCCACAUGGAGAAGCAUGCCAUGUCUUCAAAAUCACCUACUGGUCAUCUCCAAGAUCGAAUGAUGCCGUCGCAUGCCUCUGGCAAACACCUCCCGGAACAUCAGUCCAAGUCACCAUCAGGGAAGAUGUCUCCUCGCUCAGCCAGUGUCCAUAUGGGCGUUGUUUCCGGUCAACCGUAUACCAUCGCCCAAAGAGAAGCCCUCCAAGCAGGCCAGGUGAGAUCUCCCUUUCCUACAAAGGUGAUUGAGCGAGUGCCUAACCCUAAUAUGGCUGGUGAGAUGGAGCGCGAUGCUAACAAAAUGCAUAGUCCAAAAGGUCACCUACAAGUCGUCACAAAUGAUCUAGGGAUGAAGUCUUCGCCGUUGCCAUCACCGAACCAUCCACAGAUGGUUGCGGGCGGUCUGCCGCAGAAACCUGGACCGAGCGAACUCAGGGCAAUGUUGAAUCAACCAUCCAGAAUCGGCCCGCAACAGAUGCCAAUGCCGGGUAUACCUGGGCAGUUACGUCCACCAGGCAACAACUCUGGACCUCGACUCUCGCCACAUGGUACAGGACAUGGUCAGCAUCGUAUGCCCGUCACUAUCCAGGAACCAAGGACAUCACGUGCCGAGCCGAAAGGACCUCACGAUCCACACCACUCACCCCUUGGUAACGAGCCGCAGAAACAUACAGACGGUCCUUAUCCUGAUGUGUCGGCAUUCUCGCAGCCAAACGCGCUUGUCAGCCACGCUGAUUCACGCAUGGCGCAUCAAGAGCCACGCAUGACUCAUCCAGAACAUCUCCCGCAACAGUUCUAUCAUCAUCCUGAGUUUGGGCUUCCACAUCCCGGCAUGCCGUAUGGAUUGGGCGUUCCACCGAGGGUUGGUCUGGAUCCACGCGUCAUGACCUUGCCAGGACCGCACGGGGAAUACCUAACACAAGGACCCAAUCUUGUGGCCAGUAUGAUGCACCAUCAGCCCUAUGUUGGCCAACAUGGCGGCCGUAUGACACCAGAUUCACGUCCUCCAUCUCGGCCAUUGUCGGCUCACCAACCUCAGCCGCCAACCACGCACCCAGGAACAUCUGUUCACAGUCAGGUCGUGCCUGUUCGAGCCCAGCUUGGUUUACCUGGACGUCCAGAGGACAUGCCUCCAGGAGAGAACCUGGUCGUUCUCAUGUCGAAAUACCCUGUGAUGUGGCAGGGCAAUCUUGGCCUGAAGAACGACAGUUCAAACGUGCAGAUGCACUUUGUCUCUGGAAACAGCUCGCUCGUCAAGCAGUCGAUGCCGCGGCCGAGUCAUGAGCCUCCACAGCUCCGCAUCGCUCAGAGGAUGAGGCUGGAACCGACGCAGCUAGAUGGUGUUGCCCGUAGGAUGCAGAAUGAUGAAGAUUACUGCAUGCUGCUUGCGCUGCCCUGUGGGCGGGACCACACAGACGUCUUCUUACAGACGAAGAACUUGACCUCUGGAUUCAUCCAGUAUCUGCAGCAGAAAGGGGCGGCGGGCAUAGUCAAUAUGCCCUCUCCUGGCUCGACACAGACGGCCUACGUGGUGCAUAUCUUCCCACCCUGCGAGUUCUCACAGACGAAUCUCCAUCGCUUGGCGCCGGACCUCUUGCAAAGCCUCAUGGGAGUGACUGAGAUCGCACACCUGCUGAUCAUCAUUGCGACCGUCUAGAUGAGGUUUCAAACAGGUGCUGCCUGUCCGUGGGUUUGGAAUGUACGUUGGCACUUCAGUUAUGCUUGGAUGUUGGCCCCCAUUGUUGAGGGCGGUCCAUUCAGAGUCACAGAGCCACCUAUCUGUGAUUACUGGGAUCAAUUGACUGCGGAUUCGUUCUACCGGAUUAGACAAUCUACCGAACUUGUCAAAGACAUUUUUGCAUUCUACCGAAAUGAGACAUUUUAUGUAAACCCGAACUUGACAUUGACACUUCUUUCAAUUACUUUCAUGAAGAGAGUAUAAGCCUGUUAGUAAUUCCAUAUUGAUUUUGACUUGCUGUAAAUCGGUUUUCAGCCACAUGAGAACGUCUGCUAAAGUGAUGUUACCGUCUGUUGGGUGGGAGGGUGGCAGACAGAUACAUACCUUUAGCACGCGUUUUUUGACAAACUCUGUUGAACUGUUUCACGUUGACAUGUGUUGUUGAAGCAGUUGACACACAAGUUGACAGGAUCACCUUUUGCAGACUUCUACUGAUAUAUCCACAUUUAGUGGACUUUACCAAGGUUAUCAUAUUUUCCAAGAUACUGGUAUGGAUUCUACCAAAAUUGUCGUCAAUUAUUGCUUCAGGCCAUAUGUUAUAAGUUUAAUGCUUAACAAGACAGCUGCCUUAAAAAUGUUGGCUGGGGGAGUUUAAAUUGUAAUAAAAAGGAGUAAUGAGUAAAUAAAAAAAGAGAAGUUUUCCUGAAGAACUGAAUGAAACUUUCAAUUUCAUUCAUGAAUUGACCAAAUUGUUUACGAUUAUUUUCGAUUGUGCUAUUACUGAAAAAGUGUGCUUUGCAUCUUAAUGUGGUGACUUUCUUGCCAUGGAACAAAGGUUUAUUCCACCAGAAUUGCCUGGAGAAAUCUACGAGAAAUCCAACAGGUCUUUGCGGAGAAGCUAUUCUUGGUAAAACCUUGUCACAGUGCAACUGUUUCUGGGCGAGUUGCACAGUUUUCAUUUCAUUAUUCAUAAAUCAUUAACAUAAACUUGCACGAUGAUUCAGGUGGUCCUAAUGCCACCGCCAUAUCAUAUAACAUUUGUAUAUAGCUCACGGGUUGAUUGUGGGAAGUGGGUUUAGUUAACCCACCCAGAACCAAGCACAAGAGAGCCACAGGGUAAACAGACCAGGGUGGUACCACCCUGAGAAAUUGCAUUUUGUCCAAUUUGCUGUAGUGUUGGUUGUCCUUGACACUUUGAAAUCCCUCGAGUGCUUUUCCAAGCUUCACUAGAAUUGGAACUAAAAUUUCAUCAAAAAGUUGUUGUGAGUUAAACCUAGUUUUCACACAUUUUCCGAUUUGAAUUGAUUCGUCAAUUGUCACCAGUUUCGGUAUACCUCAGUGGGAGAGAUUGUGUGUGAAGUGUAGAUGGAACUUUAACUGAAAACACUUGCAAACUUCAUCUCGGGAUUAUGAGGUGUCAGAUUGGGUGUUUCACUUGACUAGAACUAACGUCACUGUGCAUUAUAUACACACUAUGCACAGAGGUGUUGGCUUUAGUUUAGUGGAACAUACAUUGAACAAGCAGGUUACCUGUGCUGUUGUACAUUCAGUUCAUAUAGAGUUCAGGGCUCAGAUUAUUUUUGUAACUUAUAAAUCAUUUGAAAGUUUUGAAAAGGAGUCCAUCAACUCUUGUUUUUUUGAUUGCCUAGCUGUUUAAGGACUGACAAGGACAUCAGGGCCUGGUUGUGAAAAGCAACUUUUGUCACUAAUGUUUGGUGUUAACGUAGUGUUAUCUCCUUCAGUUUAACCCUCAGACUAAACACCAAGUUGAUGACAAAACUUGCUUUGAACAACUAGGCCCUGUUCUCACGAGUGGGUCAUUGAUAUUGACCCAGUCAUUCUGUUUGAAGCUCUCAAUGAGCUUUCUCAUGCUGCCAUUUCUGUCAUAAUUGGGACAACUUGAGGCCAACUCUGAAAUCUUCUUUAUAAUGUCUGUCCUCCUUAAGGGGUUAAGGGUAAUCUUCAUUUCAUCAUCACAGUAAGACUUCUAAGGCAGCAGGCGACUAGGUCUCUGAUGUAAAUAAACCAUUUUCUAUUAUAUAAUAUCAUAGUAAUUUAUUGUUUACGUAACUUACGCAGACACGAAACCUAUGGUGUGCAGGUGAAAUAACAUUGUUUUAAAAUGUGUACCAUGUGUGUAUAAAGCAAAAUCAAAUAGAUGAAAUAGUGUAGUUUGGUGAGUUGUACGAACAUCCAAGUUAUGAUGACAUCAGUUUUGAAGAGGCCGCCAAUCAACUUAGUUGUGGACCGCGUCUUCAAAGUUGAUGUUAGUAUGAUUUGUGUCUGCAUCCGGCGUUAGCUGCCAGUGUGAGACUGGUGUGUUUUCUAGUUUUAGGAAACUGAGUAAUUUUUGUAAGAUUUGUUUUUCGAACCGCUGCCAUUUUAUUUUCUUAAGGCCGUACGCUAUUGAGGCAUUUUUGUACAAAGCAGACAAUGUGAAGACCGUGUAUAUAACUGUGUAUAUAGUAGAGAGCUGUGGCCUGUGGUCGUUUUUGUCUAUAUGGUAAAUAAUGGCAGUUUUGUCUCUCCCACAUAUGUGUGGCCCAUUCACCAAACACGUAAAUGUCAUAGACUUUGGAAUUUGGUAGAACUUACCAGAGGCCAACAUGUUGCUGAGUGGGUCGAUAUAGUCUGCUCAAGUGACUAAGUACUGUUGGUUAGGCUAGUGUCGGGAGGCAUCCAUACUUCUCUGGAUUCUUGAGAUGCAGGUGAUGACUGUACAGUCAUUCUUUUAUGCCUGUAUCGGGUUAGCUCUGCCCAAUUCCACCCUCAGUGUGUAAAUAUGAGUACAUGUACGUACUGUGACUGUGCAUCUUAGUGUGUCAGCUACUUGCUUUUUUCGUGAGAACUCUCAGGCAGAAUAAGUGGUCUGAGUUCCAUGUUAUGUUUGUCAAGGCGUGAUAAGUUGUUUUGUUUGAAAACUGCCACGUAAGAAUUCUCAAGUUGCUGGCAGAACCUGAGCAACUUUGUACAUUUAUCGUUGUAACUUAUGCUUAUUUAGUUUUUCUGAGUUUUGUUAGUUGUUUUUUGGAGGCUGCGGUUGCAGAUUUGAUCACUAGUGUCUUGUCUUCCCACCUACUAGAGAAUUCUCACCUUCAUUUUCUUGUUGAUUUGUUCAUGUCUUGUUUGAGUUACACUUGACUUCCACUUGAAUAUCAAAUCCUAGCUAUUACGCUCAACAAAGAUGGGAAAGGAAUCUUGGAUAGUUCAAUUCCAUAGAUGAUAGCAUCAAAUUUGUUGAAUUUCAAAAGUGAAACUGUAAAAUUGUGAUAAGAUAUCAUCAUCAUUAGACUGGAUUCAGUUCUUUAAAAAAUCAGUAAGAUUUUGUUCGAUUGUGCUGCUAGUUUAAUACGAGCCAAGUCAAAUUCAACUCACUAAAACCCGUGUCGAAAUUGAGCUAAACAUGUUUGUCCCUGUUGAGUUUCGUCUUGUUGCUGUGAUGUCGUCGUCUCACCCGAGAUAGCGUCGCUCUUGAGAAUUCUUACGCCGCUGAUGUGUAAAAAUCUGACCAUGGUUAAAUCGCGUUAACUUGUUAUGAUGGCAGUGUGCCAAGUUUAUAGUUGGCUUCUGACCUGUGGCGUAUUUUUUUCAUGUAUAUCAAACUAUGCGCUGCCAGGUGUUGAAUAGACAGAAAUCUAUUUUGAAUUAUCGAAUCCAAGAUGUACAUGUUUUGGUGGAUUUUGUAGAAAUAAAUAUUGUGUAUAAAUGGAGUCAAAGCAUCAUUUUAAAUAGAAAAUAAAAGGGGAACAGACUUUCAGUAUAA